This is a messenger RNA of Impatiens glandulifera, 1971 nucleotides long. Its product is annotated as guanine nucleotide-binding protein subunit gamma 3-like. The transcript is spliced from 5 exons. The coding region runs from base 1014 to 1790 and encodes 258 amino acids. The record is from RefSeq and is a predicted model, not a curated record. NCBI's taxonomy places the organism in Eukaryota, Viridiplantae, Streptophyta, Magnoliopsida, Ericales, Balsaminaceae.
AUCAGCAGCCACGUGCACAGUGAUGUACGGUGACCACUUCUCUUUCUCUGUGUAACUUUGCUCGAGAGGUCGUGAUGGUUGCAGAGCUUCAGUCAGAAUUUCUGCACAAGAAAGAAAGAAGAAAUUUUGCUUUUCUUUUCUUUUCUUUUUCAUUGCUUAUUGAUUGCUUGUGAGGAGGAGAUAUGAUAUAUUUUACCGCCCAAAAUCAAUCCCCAGAAGCAGCAGCAGAAGAAGAGUAGUCCUCGUACGCAAAAUUUGCAGGCUUUUUUCACAAUUUAUCAUCAUCAUCAUCAUGCAUUUGCAUUUCUCCAUACGCCUCCCUCCUGAAAACCCUGCCCCCCCUUCCCUGUCUUCUUCUUCCUUCAUUCAGAUAUCCACCCCACCCAGAUUCAAUCUCUUCUGUUUUUCUUUCUUAUAUUUUAAAUAAUUAAUUAAAUAAAAACUAUUUAUGUUUUUCAAAUGACCCUGUCUGUCUGAACCUUGAACCUUCUUCGGAUUCUCAAAGAACUGUCUUUCUUUCUGCCCUUAUAACAUAAAUGAGUCUCAUUUAUAGCGCCCACUCCAUCCCUUCAACUGUUCACCUUCUCUCUUCUCUCUUCUCUCUUCUCUCCUAUAAUUGUAAUGAGGAAGAAGAAGAAAGAAUGGGUAGAGUUGAAAUAAGCCUACUACUCUGCAACUUCUCUGUGCUUUCUUGACAGAGCUUUUGCUUCUGUCCCCCUCUUCUCCUCUCACUUUAAUUAUUUUCCUUUUUUCAAAACCCUUUAACCAUUUCUCCCUCCAUUCCAUUCCAUCCCAUUGCUUACCUAAUCCCUUCUCACCUGCUACUGCUAGUACCGCUCCUCUGUUCUUCCAUUUCUUCCUCCAUUACUAUUACUAUUAUUUUCUUUCUUUCUUUGGAAAAUAAUACUACUUUUGGAGCUCUGCUCUUUUCUACAUCCCACUGUCAAUAAUAUUUCAUUCCCAAACAUCGUCUAUUCUAUUUUUGUUUACUCAUCAUCAUUCAUCAUCAAUCAAUGGCUACUGCGCCGGCUGCUCCUUCUCCGGUCUCUUCUUUGCCACCUCCUCGCCCAAAGUCACCCCCAGAAUACCCAGAUUUGUACGGGAAACGCCGGGAACUACUUAAGGUUCAGAUGUUGGAGAGAGAGAUUGGUAAUCUUGAGGAUGAAUUGAAAUUUGUGGGAGGGCUCCAACCUGCAUCCCGCAGCUGCAAAGAGAUUGUUGAAUUCGUGGUGGCAAAUCCUGAUCCUCUUAUGCCUUUAAGUCAGAGGACUCGGAAACGAAGUCGAUUUUGGAAGUGGUUUAGACGAGCGUUAUGUAUGGAUAUGUCGUGGAUUUGCUGUUGUAGCUGUUCAUGUCGAUGUAGAAAACCUGGCUGCUGCGAGAGCAGUAACUGUUCUUCUUGCACCAACUGUUGCAGCUUGCCAUCAUCAUCAUCCUUAUGCAAAUGCAGAAGCUGUUUUUCAUUGCCGAAAUGCUCUGAUUGUUGUUGUUGGCCAUCAUCAACAUGCUGCUGGCCAUCAUCAUCAUCCUGCUGCCAACCUUCAUUAUCAUGCAACAAGGGCUGUGGUUCUUCUUGCUGUUGUGGAAAUGGUUGUUGUUUUGUUCUUCCUUCUAUAAAGUGGCCUUCUUGUUCAGAUUGUUUUGGUUCUUGUUGUUGUAAAUGGAGAUCCUGCUUCUGCUGCUCCUACCCUAAGUGUCCCAAGCUCAAACUCAGCUGCUCUUGUUUUGGAUGCGGUUGUAAGAAGAUCCAUUGCUGCAAUCCUUUCUCAUGUUGUUUUGGUUGCUGCUAGAAUUUGGAGCUUACUCAAGCAUUCUUCUUCAAUGUGCCAUAUUUACUUUCUUAUUAAUAUCCAUUGCUUUGAUGAUGUAUUGCUAUUGAUGCUAGAUUUUUAUGUUUCUGUUUUUUUUUUUUUUAUAUAUAUAUGAAUUUGUAUUUGUAUAUUAAUAAAUUCAUUUUCCAAAACCUUCUCA